This is a messenger RNA of Emericellopsis atlantica, 1062 nucleotides long. RefSeq lists its product as uncharacterized. NCBI's taxonomy places the organism in Eukaryota, Fungi, Ascomycota, Sordariomycetes, Hypocreales, Bionectriaceae. The record is from RefSeq and is a predicted model, not a curated record. The transcript has a single exon. Bases 1 to 1062 code for a protein of 353 amino acids.
AUGAAGGGGCCAUCCAUCGAGAACCUAGUGUACCUCCGACUUUUCCCCAAAGCAGGCCCCGCCGACCCUCUGUCGUUUCAAGAAUUUGUGACGCGCCACUUGCAACCAGAGGUGCGCGAGGAGUCGGAGGCCUUCUAUGGCCACCUACUAACGGACGAGGCGAAACAUCCCGGCCUCGACUAUACUUCACACAGCCAUCGUCGGCGUCUGCAACGUUUCAAAUGGCACCGACGUCUCUUCAGAGCCUUUAAUGCCCUGUCACUGACGCCGGGCGAAAUACUGCGCCUUGCUACGUGGGAAGGCACGCUCUGGUCGAAACGCUUGUUUGAGACAGAGCAUGGUAUUGUUAUUGAGGACACAACCAAUAUGAGUUUGCCAACAUGGGACGACGAACUUGAGCGAGCUGUUUGGCUGCCUGGCCACGGACCUGAUGUCGGCUCGGUGCCCGAUGACGAUGACAUGGACGACGAGGACGAGGAUGAGGAUCUGCACACGCCUCCAGUCGGAACGAGCCCACCGGCAGAAGUGGAAGAGCUACUGGCCGCAGUGGAGGAAGCGGAAUAUGCUGAGGAGGAGUCCUCGUCUACUGCCCACGAGGGUGAUCAUGGUGACGGUGGUGAUGACGACUUGGACGAUGACGAUGACGAAGAAGCUCUGCUCAGCAUAGGCGAGGACCUGAAUGCGCGCCUUCGCGAAGCUGUGGCCCGUAGGGAGGCAGGAGACAACGUCACCACCAUGGACGAAGACUGGGAAAGGUGGCUCAAGAUGUUCAUCGACUCAGGCCUGUUGAACGACAACAUGUCAGACAACGAGUUUAGUCAAUUCAUCGAAACCACCAUCACGCCUGCCGGGCUGUUCUCACGGGAAAUCAUGGAAGCUGGGCGGCAGAACCGCUGGGACCAGGUCCCGGUAUACUUGCAUAGAUUGCUGAGGAGGGCCCUUCGCUUGGAGCGCACUGGAUACUGGGAGUUCUGGCCUCGCGGCUUGCAUGCCAUUCAGCCUCGACGGUCAUGGUCCCAGCUGUUGCCACAGCGUGCAGAUGGCCCGGCGCCUACUGCGUGA